AUUGGUGACGGAGGCAGGCCAGCGUUUAUUUUGGCUCUGCUACUCAUUUGUCUGCUGUCGCCGCCAUUAAACAACACGGAGGCAAUGUAAACCACGGAGAGUCGCGGAUUUAAACGAUGAUUCGAGGUGUUCCAGGCUUUGCCGGGGAUUGCUUUGUUCCGCCAGUGGUUAACGAGUCCAUGAAGGUAAACAUGUGAGAGGGCAGAGGAGUCGAAAUCAUUCGGAUUGGGAAAGGUUUGAUUGAGCCGGAGGAGGAGGAGAGGAGGGGAGGAGGGGGAGUGAACGAGAAGGGUUUGUUGUGGUUUUCGGCGGCGCAGCGCAGUCACGAAACGUGCAUCCAACUAAAGUAGUCCACAAUGACGGAGCAGAGGAUAAAGUGGGCCUGUGACUACUGCACCUAUGAAAACUGGCCAUCUGCAAUCAAAUGUACUAUGUGCCGUGCACCGAGGUUGAGGGGACCCAUUAUUACAGAGGAACCUUACAAAAACAGUCCUGAUCUGGACCCCGGACUGGAGUGGGAGCCUUCUAGAAGUGAAAGUGGCAGCAGCCUCCUCAUCUGUCCUGAUUCCAGUGCCAGGCCUAGAGUCAGGUCACCCAGUAUGGCUGAGAUUGCCAAUAAGUGGUCCUGCCAGAUGUGCACCUAUCUGAACUGGCCUCGUGCCAUCCGUUGCACACAGUGCCUCUGUCAGCGCCCGAGGACCAGCAGCCCCACUGAGUCCCCACAGACGUCAGGCUCCAAUGCAGGUUGCCGCCCUGCUCUCCACUCUCCUGUGGAUACCUGUGAGGAGUAUAAUGACAGAAACAGACUCAACACCCACCAACAGCACUGGACAUGUACCGCCUGCACUUACCAGAACUGGCCCAGAACUACAAAAUGUGUGGUGUGUGACCUCCCCAGGCCCAACAACCAAGAAGCCAUAGAGCUGGCCGAGUCUGCGGAGCCCUCACCCGUAAUCAAUGAGCAAGACAGGGCUCGGUGGAGGGGCAGUUGUAGCGAAGGCCAGGGGCAAAGGAGAUCCCCUCCUAUGCCCAAGAGGGAAGAUCAUGUCACUAUGGAUUUCCAGAGGAUAGAGCUUGCAGCUGGAGCCAUGAGCAAAGAGGAACAAGAAGUCGACUUCAAGAGGUUAAAGCAGAUUAGGAACCGAAUGAAGAAAACUGACUGGCUGUUUCUUAGUGCAUGUGCUGGCGUUGUGGAGGGAGACCUGGCGGCAGUAGAAGCUUAUAAGUCAUCCGGUGGCGACAUUGCCCGACAGCUCACUGCAGACGAGGUGCAGCUCCUUAAUCGGUCCUCAGCUUUUGAUGUAGGCUUCACUCUGGUACAUCUGGCUAUUCGCUUUCAAAGGCAGGACAUGCUCGCCAUUCUGCUAACAGAGGUGAGCCAGCAAGCAGCCAAGUGCAUCCCUUCCAUGGUGUGUCCCGAGCUGACGGAGCAGAUCCGCAGAGAGAUUGCAUCUUCACUACGUCAACGUAAAGGAGACUUCACCUGUUACUUCCUCACCGACUUGGUCACUUUUACUCUGCCCGCAGAUAUAGAAGACUUGCCGCCUGCUGUCCAGGAGAAGUUGUUUGAUGAGGUGUUAGAUCGAGAUGUGCAGAAAGAACUGGAAGAGGAAUCUCCUGUUAUCAACUGGUCUCUGGAGCUGGGGACACGCCUGGACAGUCGCCUCUACGCCUUGUGGAACCGCACUGCCGGAGACUGCCUGUUGGACUCUGUUCUGCAGGCCACCUGGGGCAUCUACGACAAGGACUCUGUCCUCCGCAAGGCUCUCCACGACAGCCUGCACGACUGCUCCCACUGGUUUUACACACGCUGGAAGGAGUGGGAGUCAUGGUACUCGCAGAGCUUUGGUUUACAUUUCUCCCUCAGAGAGGAGCAGUGGCAGGAAGACUGGGCCUUCAUUCUGUCUUUGGCCAGCCAGCCCGGGGCCAGCCUAGAGCAGACCCACAUUUUUGUUCUUGCACAUAUUCUUCGAAGACCCAUCAUAGUCUACGGAGUGAAAUACUACAAAAGUUUCCGUGGGGAAACGUUAGGAUACACUCGUUUUCAAGGUGUGUACCUGCCUCUGUUAUGGGAGCAGAGCUUCUGCUGGAAGAGCCCCAUUGCCCUGGGCUACACACGGGGUCACUUCUCGGCCCUGGUGGCUAUGGAGAACGACGGCUACGACAAUCGCGGUGCGGGCGCCAACCUCAAUACUGACGACGAUGUCACAGUCACUUUCCUGCCAUUGGUGGACAGCGAAAGGAAGCUGCUGCAUAUUCACUUCCUGUCUGCACAAGAGAUGGGCAACGAGGAGCAGCAGGAAAAGCUGCUGAGGGAAUGGCUGGACUGCUGCGUGACAGAAGGAGGCAUGCUGGCUGCCAUGCAGAAGAGCUCUCGCCGCCGUAACCACCCCUUGGUCACCCAGAUGGUGGAGAAGUGGUUGGACAGAUACCGCCAGAUCCACCCCUGUGCCUCUCUCUCCGAUGGCGAGGAAGAGGACGAUGAAGAUGAGUGAGUGAGGGGGAAGUAGAGAGGAGAGAAAAGAGCUCUUAAAUCUGUGGAAUGGACAUUAUAGGGUCUGGGAGAGACUACCUUGCUAUCUACAUUUCCCCUUCCCCUCCCUCGUUUCUCCAAAAAUGUAAAUCUUUAACUUGUAAUAAUGCAUGUGUUCUGUGAGCUCUGUGGUAGAGAAGAUACCAGCACCAUCAAACAGAAUCCUGAUUACUGCUCCCAUGAACGCAAGUCCACUUGGUUUGCCUCCCUAUAGUCCUUACCGGUUAUCUUGAUGCUUCCUGUCAAGGUAAUUAUCUCACCGUGAGAGAAGUAAUAGCUCAUAUAGGAAAAAUAUACUGUAUUUAAGGAAAUCCUGAAGCUGCACUAGAUGGCAAAGUUCAUUUAUACAGAAUUGCCUGACAGAAAUUUUUGCUUCAAACUGAGAGGAUGAUAAUCCUUUUUGUGUGUGUGUGUGUGUGUGUAUGUUUAAGGUUUACAGAGCACUUGUUUUCCUGAUUGCUGAUCCCCUCUACAAAGCCCCAUUUGAUGUUGAAUUUAUUUAUUUGUUCAGAAGAGUUGGCACGCGGAGGCGAUACCCUUUGUUCUGCCCCGUUUUAUCUGUUUUUUGGUUGCUUUUUUUUUUUUUUUUUGAUCUUUUCAGUUGAAGUAUUGAAGUAUUUUAUUUUGCACAGAUUAUACAUAAAUUCUGUGAGGGGGGGGGGGACAUACAGGCUUACUGACAUUUCUAUGUGUGACACAGUUUGUGUUUGAGUGGGUGGUGGUGGUGAUGCUGGUGGGGGAAAGAAAACCAAACGCCCCGCCUCUUUCAGCGGACAGCGUUAAUAUUAAAUUUGACUCACUUGCA
Messenger RNA from Haplochromis burtoni (Burton's mouthbrooder), 3338 nucleotides. It is a transcript of the gene zranb1a, whose product is annotated as zinc finger, RAN-binding domain containing 1a. The coding region runs from base 357 to 2495 and encodes 712 amino acids. Gene Ontology annotation, molecular function: K63-linked polyubiquitin modification-dependent protein binding; cysteine-type deubiquitinase activity. Gene Ontology annotation, cellular component: cytoplasm; nucleus. The transcript is spliced from 10 exons. The record is from RefSeq and is a predicted model, not a curated record. Gene Ontology annotation, biological process: cytoskeleton organization; cell migration; protein deubiquitination involved in ubiquitin-dependent protein catabolic process. Lineage: Eukaryota; Metazoa; Chordata; Actinopteri; Cichliformes; Cichlidae.